This is a messenger RNA of Salarias fasciatus (jewelled blenny), 3945 nucleotides long. It is a transcript of the gene irf2bp1, whose product is annotated as interferon regulatory factor 2 binding protein 1. Gene Ontology annotation, cellular component: nucleus. Gene Ontology annotation, biological process: regulation of transcription by RNA polymerase II. The transcript has 3 exons. Gene Ontology annotation, molecular function: metal ion binding; transcription corepressor activity. Bases 37 to 1380 code for a protein of 447 amino acids. Lineage: Eukaryota; Metazoa; Chordata; Actinopteri; Blenniiformes; Blenniidae. The record is from RefSeq and is a predicted model, not a curated record.
CCUGUGCUAGCCCGUUAGCACGCUAGCCGUCCGGCCAUGUCGUCCCCCUCCUCCUCCAGGCGCCAGUGGUGCUACCUCUGCGACCUGCCCAAGAUGCCCUGGACCGUGGUGUGGGACUUCAGCGAGGUGGUCUGCCGCGGCUGCGUCAACUACGAGGGAGCGAACCAGAUCGAGUUCCUGAUCGCGAGCGCCCGCCAGCUGAAGCGGACCCACGGCAUGCAGGACGGGAACGUCAGGUCACCUGGUCCGUCGCCCAAUAAGCACAGCGGCUCGGCCAGGGGAGAGGCGCCUUCCGACGGAGGCAGGCAGCACGGCGAGCGCUUCGACCGGGGAGGGAGAGGCGAGAGCGCCGCGUCCGCCAUCCGCGUGCCGCCCAACGGGCUGCACCGCGACGGCCAGCCGCCCCAGGAGGUGAACCGCCAGAGCCCCAGCGGCAGCCGGAGACCGAUGCUGGGCGCCGCCAUCCCUCCCAGCCUGGUGGGUCAGAGCAUCGCCGGGAUUCCCCACGGGCUGCUGGCGAGCAUACCGGGGGGUCUGACCACCAGGACGCCCCCCAUGAGCAGCCAGAUGAUCUUCCCCGCCCCGGUGCUGGCGGAGAUGAGCCGCAGACAGCUGGGGAUCGGGAUGGGGAUCCCCCCCUUCAUCACUCCGGAGCUGGAGCGGGAGCUCAGCUCUUCCCAGAACCAGCCCAAGGCGCAGAGCCAGGCCCACUCUUCGGCUGGCAGCAGCAAGAGCGCCAGCAUGGCCUCUGUGUCCUUCUCCAUGGCCGGCGGAGUGAGCCAGACCAGCCCCAAACCGGCCUCCUCUCCGGCCAGGCAGCCGCGGCCCCUCACGGCCAGGUCUGGAGGGGAGCCGCUGGGGUCCAGCACCUCGGCCGAGGCGGCCACCACGGCCGCGGCGUUACCCCACAGCGGUGCCUCGGAGCUGGGAUCAGCAUCUGCCAACAGCACCCAUGCGAGUGGGACAACGCUGUCCUGCACCUUGUGUCACGAGAGACUGGAAGACACACACUUUGUCCAGUGUCCGUCUGUGCCGGGACACAGGUUCUGCUUCCCCUGCACCCGAAUGUAUAUCCAGGGUCGGCGGGGCGACGGGGAGGUGUAUUGCCCCAGCGGGGAGCGCUGUCCACUGGACAACUCUCCCAACAGCCCCCCGUGGGCGUUCAUGCAGGGUGAGGUGUCCACCAUCCUGGGCACCGGUGGAGCCGGAGCUGGAGCGACGGCGGCGGCCUCGGCGGCGGCCGCAGCGGGUUCGGGGCCCGGAGCUGCGCCCACGUCUGGAGCGGGGAGCGGAGCGGCAUCCGGAGCCGGGGCCGGGGCCGGGGCCAGCGCCGGGACCGGGAGCGGGGAUGUCACGGUGAAAAAAGAGAGGGAGACGUGAUGGUGGUUUAUGCCGCCAGUAGGACCGAACACAGCAACAGGAUCGUACCAAUACCUGAAGAUGUCUGCGCUGGAACUGCUCAGAGACGCAACACCUCGACUCUCACAUCUGCUCACCUCCAUUAUUCCGUCAAAGGUCCAAACUGCACCUCCAGAACACUCAGAUUUAUCCACCGUCACAGGCACAGUCAUUAUUGUUUGGAUCGACUUUGCCGAAUUUUUUUUGACAACAAUCCUGUUUAUCCGGAUUUAAGAAUGUAAAACAAAGUUUUAUUUGAAUAAGUUUCGUGGCUUUCCCGCACUACUUCUUUGGAUCAGUCAUCAAACGUUGAAUCGAGCAAGCCGCAGACCUGUUCUGAGACCCGUGCACCGGAGCGUGAAGAGCUGAACGGCGUCGGUGUCGUGCUGCUGGAACCUUCUGCUGGUAGUUAAAGCAAUGUUCGCACUUUCAGGUUGAUGCAGCUGAACAUUUCUAGAUGAAAUCAGUUAAAUAAUGCUCAAAAUCUCAAGAACACAGUUAGUAUAGUCCCUGAUAGAAUCUGUAUUCAGUGUUUACAUCGUUUAUUAACUUUGCCACCUUAAUGUUUUUUAACUACAAUCAAAGAGAAAGGUUUUCUCUGUAUACUGUAUUGUCUGCGGCCCUGACGAUCCACCAGUUAAUAUACAACCAUUAUUGGCUCCUCGUGCCUGUUGUGACAGUGUUCAUUGCUUUAACUGACCCUUCAUACACUUCCUGCCAGUGUAGCUUUGAUCGCUGCCGAACUCUCAGCGUUAAGCACAAAAUCCCAGCACUGACGCUGAAGAGCGAGCCGGGUGGGAUUCCACACAGCAGCGCACGCACGCACACACACACACGCGCACACACACACACACACACACGGCCACAGCUCUGACUAACUCGGUCCUAACGGUUCGACCGUCUGUUUCAUACCAAACGCCAAGUUCUCUGCCACGGCGCCAUCCGGGUCAGAGGCGGGCGGGCGGCGAGCUCGGCCGCCCGUUUCUGAUCGGAAUGUAGCCUCUUCAAGUUACAACUGACACGAAACUCACAGCUCUGGUGACAAAGUUCACCUCUGAUUCGAGCGCUUUGUGUUCCCCUGCUUUAAGACUGAAUCAUCGUCCUGUUUCAAACAUUCGAACCGACUCGAGAUGCGGACAGAAAGCCAGUAACGACGUUUUCUCUGUGCGCCAGUGCUUUUUUUUUUUUUUUCUUUUCUUUUUUGUUUUUGUUGCUUUAUUUGUCGUCAGCUUUCAAGGAAGCCGACGCGGAGAAAGGAGAAUGUUUGCUGUGCAGAGUGAAGCCUUGGACGCCUCCACCAGCCUGCAGAGACUCUGUUCAACUGUAUUUAAAUGUCGCUUUCACACAGGAUCCAGCCCAGCCUACGCUUUACCCCGAAUGUAUACUAAAAAGAUAUCUAUUGAUAGGCCUAGGACUAUAUUUUAUACUAGAAUGUUAAAUGUUAUAUACUGUAAAGAACUGUAAUAGUAUGUAUGUGCAAUCUUUAGUCAUAGUAUAUGCAACCGUUUGAAAUAUGUAAUGAAAUAAGUGCGUAUCAUUUCUCUAACCUUUUGUUUCCUAAAGGGAGAAUCCAUCCAAAGCAGAGGAGUUCCUCGAUUUAAUUCACUUUGAUUUCCACUUAUAAUCACAAAAGAAAUGUUCAUCGCAACACUUGUUCGGUGGGUUUUAACCUUUUUUUAUUUUUUAUUUUUUGCCAAAACAGUGGUGAACAUACAAGAACUGCGCUGCUCCAAAUUCUAGAAAGCGUCUUUAUCUACUCUUACUUUGACGUGUGCAAUUAUUUUUUUUUUUUUUAGUUUGGAGGCAAAGCCUCGGACGCCCUCUGGAAAGCCACAAAGGGGGUCCCAGACCCCAGGUUUGGAACCACUGUUAUUUGUAACGUGUGCGGUCAUAGUUGUUUUUGACUUCAGACACGUAAAAAGUGCAGGGAUAUCACAUUUCAAUCUGAAUAAUCCAACAGUCUGAUGGUCGUGUUGUGGGUGGAUUCUCUCUUUAUGUGCCGUCGGUACUGAUCAGUACACAAGCACAGACAAACCAAAGGUAACUUUAUGCCCAAACUGAUGUCUCUGGAUGUAAACGUUUCACGGUUGAAAGAAAACCCCUGGAGCAUUAUAGCUCUCCCUCAUUUCCAGGCCCGCGUGUUCUCCUGUGCGUCUGCGUCUCCAGCUUCUGUGACGAGAGAGCGUCCCGCAGGUCAGGUCUAAUAUGCACUGAUACGUCAUGCAAUCCCUGGUUAAGUGCCUUUUCUCAGAUGUUUACCAUCCGUGUGUGUGUCCGGGAACCUCAGGGGAAGUAGGAGUGCAGUGGCUUCUUUCAUGUUUCCCUCCCAUCGCCCGUCAGGCGGCUCCUUGCUUUUUACCCGAAGCCUUUGUUUAAAAAAAAAAAAGAAAUAAAAAGAAGAAAAAAAAAUGACAGGCCAUUUUUUGUUUUCUCUGCAUCCUUCUUUUUUUGGUCAAGUUAUAUGUGACUUUUUUUGUAGAUCUGUUGGUUUCCUUGCAGCUUCAUGUACAAAAUAGAAACCAGGAAUAAAUUGAAUGGAAACUUGAA